Aethina tumida (small hive beetle) is the source of this 6190-nucleotide messenger RNA. RefSeq names its product UHRF1-binding protein 1. NCBI's taxonomy places the organism in Eukaryota, Metazoa, Arthropoda, Insecta, Coleoptera, Nitidulidae. Bases 501 to 4427 code for a protein of 1308 amino acids. The transcript is spliced from 20 exons. The record is from RefSeq and is a predicted model, not a curated record.
CAUACUGGCCCAGAUGUGGUUUAUUUAUAUUGUAGUUUUUAUGAUUAUUAUUACUUAUAAUUCAUGCUAUGAAAAUUUUAUUUUAUUAUUUAUAAAAUGAAUUUUUACUUUGGAAAAAUGUGUUGUCAGUACAAUGCUGUACUAGUGGUAUGAGGUGAGUCCAACCCUGUGUACAUUGCACCAUAACAUAUAAUUAGAUUAAAAAUAAUUAUUCGUGACUUGACCUUAUUUAAGGCAAACCAAAAUAAGAUAAAUUAACGGAAAUUUAAAAAGAUUGUGCUUGCACUUGUCGUUCAUUGAAUAUUUGUUGAUCCACUGUGGACAAUUGGCUGCCAUGAUCAAUAUUGACAAGCAAACGUCAAAAUCCAGAUGUGAUGUGGGAUAGGUUGUGUUUUAAAAAACUGUUUAUAAUUAUCAUUAAAAUGUAUAGUACAAAUAGUCAUGUAAUUUAAUUCUUGUGUAAAAUAUCGUAGUGUAGUUUAGUGACAUUAACCUUAAACAUGGUGUCCAUAAUAAAAAAUCAACUAUUAAAACACCUUUCUAGGUUCACUAAGAACUUAUCAGCUGAUAAAAUCAAUUUAAGCACCUUUAAAGGAGAAGGUGAAUUAUCUAAUUUGGAACUGAAUGAAUUUGUGUUGACUGAAUUGCUUGAAUUACCUUCCUGGUUACGAUUAACAAAAGCUUGGUGUAAUAAAGUUACUUUCAGAAUAGCAUGGACAAAAUUAAAAAGUGUUCCCAUUCAUUUGAGUUUGGAUGAAGUCAAUAUAACUGUGGAAACAUGUGAGGAGUUACGAUCUAUGUCAGCACAAGCUGGACUGUCAUCUUAUGCAGUGCCAGGAAAAUAUAGUUUUAUACAUAAAGUUAUUGAUGGAAUUACGGUCACAGUAAACACUGUUAAUAUUUUAUUUAAUAGCCCUGCUUUUACUGCUAGUGUUCAGAUAUCGCGAAUAACGGUGGAGUCGAAGAACCCGAGAUGGACAAAGUCAGACUUACGCAUGACGCGAAUCAAAGACCCUGAAAAGGGUCAACUGCUAAUAUUCAAGGAGCUCGAAUGGCAAACCGUAAGGAUCGAGGCAAAGUCGACUAGGGACAAGAAUCUAACGCCACUCAGACUGUUAACUAACCAAGCGAGAUGCCGUUUUGUAAUUAAGAAGAGAAUUUCCGACUGCUUUAUUUUGGGUUCACGACUUGUAAUAAUAUUGGAUGACUUGUUGUGGGUAUUGACGGAUUCACAGUUAAAAGCUGCGUUGCACUUUUUGGAUUCCCUAUCUGGUUUGGUGCAGAAGGCUACAGAAAUGACAAGGACCAUAAAAGCAGCAAGGAAGCUGGAGGAGCUGCCUAGUCAAAUGCAGGAAGUUCGACCUAAUGAAAGAUCCUACAGUAAAUUAUUUUCCCUCUAUGAUGUCGUCGAAACAUCCUACCACUUCAUUUCCAAUCAAAUUGUGUUGCAUUUAUGCGAUGACCCGGGUUCUGGCAGAUCAAGUCAUCCUCAUCUAAAAGACGGUGGAGCGUUGCAGAUCAGCGUGAAGAAGUUCCAGAUAGAUUAUUACCCAUACCAUUUAGCAAAAGAUAAUAGGAAACACUGGCCGAAGUACAACGCAUCAUCUGUACCACACACGAUGUGGCAAGAACAAUCGUUAAACUCGUUCAAAACCAAGUUCAUCGAUCUAAUUGACAAAAGCCAAAUCCAACACACUCCACUGUCAAGAUCUAACAAGGGCCCAAAUACCACGUCCCCCAAUCCGAAUCAAGAACCAAAGAAGGUGCCAAGCCCCAACCAGAAAGAUGUGAGGAGGCGUGUAGAAAUACAGCUGUCAAAGCUGAUGACCACUUGUGCCAUUAUGAGGAUAGAGGAUUUUACCCUUUACAAAGUGACGACUUCGGGCAAGAAGCAACAACUGAAGGAAUUUGUAUGCGCUCAGCACAAACGGAGAGAUAAGUGUGCCACAUCAGGUGACAGAGAUCAUAUGCAAUUACCGAAAGAGGCCAGUAUUGUUCACGCAGAAUUUAUUUAUUAUUAUUAUCCAAACGAUCUUCCCUUUCCUCUUCCUCCACCAAAGUUUUAUGUGCAGCUCAACCCUAUACAGGUCGUAUUUGAUGUAGAUAGUUGCUUGUGGUUAAACUCGUUUGGUUUAAAUCUUUAUCAGUCUUUGAUGGCCUCUAAAGCUGAAAUGCCACAGACUGACCUCACUUACAUUGAUGUUAAGAUAGAGGCCAUUUUGCCACGGAUAAAUUUUGAAAGCACUGUGGAACACCCCAACCAAAGAGACAGGCCGAAAUGUCUGAGCGUUCAAGUCACAAGAGCCACAAUUACUAACGUCCGAAGCCUAGAACAGUCAUCGCGGGCAGACUUAGCCAAAUGCGUCGAUUCAUUUCACAUGGGAUCGCUGUUCUUCGGCUCAGAAUUCCCGUCGAAACCAGACGAUUUUUACAUAGUCACCCAGAAGUUCCUCGAUCACAUCUCCUCCAGUGACAACGUGAGGAGCACACCCAAAGAAAUCGACUCUUUGAAUCACCAGUUCACCCGCGAACUCCUCUGGACUGAAGCUAAGGACAUGUGGUGCGCAAGUCUGGAUCCCGUGUGGGCUGACUUCGUGGGCACCAGGGCCUCGUUGAAACCUGUCCCGUUCCUCGACGCCGUUCCCGUCACCAUCUGGCUUCACUCGCACAUGGAUCCGAAUUCAACGACCAGAAGCGGCACCAGUGACGGCACCACCGUUCCAACCGCCGAUAUCCACGCGUUGGCCCACAUCUCCAAUUUGGUCAGCGUACAAAUCAACCACUAUCAAUAUCUAUUUUUGUUGCGAUUGGCGGAGGAGGCGGCCGAGUUGGCCACUUUCUUGUCCAUUGAUUCCAACAGGAUUUUAAAGGUUGAGAGUAGUGGUUCAAUUGUAAUGGGUGCUCUAAUCCCUCAAGUUGAAGUGACCUUUGUGAUGCCAUCUCAGACCCCAGGCAAAGAAUCGUCGGGUGGCGACGUGGAAUCCUUCGUGCCGGACUCCUCUAGUAUACCAGACGACAUGCUAGUUGGUUCAACAGCAACAGUUUGGCAAAACAGCACUUUGUCAAUUACACAAGCAGACACAAGCAAGAAAAUUGCGAACGGUUCGGGAAAUCACUUGGAGAUUUCGGCUAGCUAUUCCAUGGAUUUUCCUCCAGUAAGUCCCGAAAGCAAGGUCCCCAUUAAAAACGAUUUGGUGCCGCAAAUGGGUAAUGUCAUGUUUCAGAACAACUUCAAUGCAGACAAAAAAGUUUCAGGCUUCAGUUCCAUGAAGAAAGGUUUCAGCAAUUUGAUGUCGUCGUUAGACAGUGCCCUAAAACCUAGUCCGGAUGACGCCAGCGACACAUUGUCCAUACAAAGUGACGCCUCCAGCGAUUCCGAGAGUUACGUACUCAUCAGAAAUAUCGAAACGGACAUCGUAGGUUCAGAUUUAAUGUUUGUGGUCAACGAGUUUUCGUAUCAGGAACAAUCGAACGUCGAAAUGGCCAGCGAGGUUAUAGAAGAAGAGAAUACAGUCACCACAACCAGUGACCACUCUUUAACCAGCAGCUGUAGAAGAAAAGAUCUGAUAUGUGUUUCGACGUUCAAAUUAAACAAAGUGGAAUUCCUGCAACAGUCUUUAGGUUAUUCGUCUUCAAUAAAACUGCAGGUCGGUAGCGUUAGCAAUGAGGACUGCAGCUCUAUUCCAUGGGACGAAUUUCAGAGCAAAUUUAGCACGAGAUCAAGGGCAUGGACCGACAACCCGCUGAACGCAUCAGCAUCAGCCAAAGUGAAACUGCGCAUGGAUCAUAACCUGUCUCUUCCAUCAUCAAAAUCCAUGAUGCAGUUGGACUUUACCGAUAGGAACAACAUCAAGAAUCUCUUCAGAGAUCUGAUCACUGUUGAAGUGAAUGAUAUAGCUUUGGAUUUGAAUAUGAGCACAGUCACUGGUUUGGCCGAUUUGGUCGAAGACGAGAUUAUACCCAUACCAAUUCCAAUGCAGAUAACUGUAGACAAUGUUAAAAUACAUCUGAAUGAAGACAGACCCCCAGUGAAUAUUACUUCUCCGGGACCAGUUCCUAUUGAUUUAAACAUAACGGAAUUGUACAUUACUAGAUCAGAAGACGGGACAUUUAAUUUGCUCCCAAAGAAGCCAUUUUCUUCAAGCCUAUCAUUAACGGAGGACCCUGAAGUUCAUUCGUUGCAACGACAGAUCUCCGCCGACAAUGAAGAACUGAGACGGCGAUUGCAGGCAUUCGAACGCGUGUCUGAAGAGAAUCGCGUCCUGCGCAAAUCUAAGGAAGAGAACGACAUGCUGAAGAGUUACCUAAAAACUGCCCAGGACGAAGUGGCCAGACUUCUUGACGAAAAGAACAAACUGCUCGACGAGAUAAAGAAGUUGCAGCAAUUGACGGGCGAUCGCGGAUGGCAAUGGAACAGCAAAAGAUAGCAAUGUUGUUUCGACUGCACUGCUUGCUGUUCGAAUUUCAAAGAACGUAGUAACUAGUCAGUCUUUUCACUUUUAACGUUGGCAUGAGGCGAAAUCCUACACUAGACAGGUCCUCGGAAAUUUGCUUAAAAUUUUUGUUUUUAGUUUUCCUAGUUUUUGAUACUAACCAAUUUUUUAAAAAGCAACAUAAUUGUAUGUUGCCGUUUUUUAGUUCCGUAAAUAUUUAUGUUUGUGUUUGAAAGUAAGUUUCAACAAAACGUUUUCCUGUUUUUUGUAUGAUUUUGUCCUAAGCUAAGAGUGCUUUUAAAACAUUUACAUCCAAUCAGUAAAUGUUUUGCGUACUCACAAUAGAAACUACCUAUUCUCUAUGAUGUAAUUGUCGUUGCUUUGUUAUCAUAACAAUAGAAGUUUUAAAAUAAGUCCAAACUUGUUGAUGAAAAUUAUCUAUAUAAGAACAUAUUUUAUUGGCCAAAAUUCUUUAUUCUAAAGUCGUGAAUACAUGUGAUUUUUAUAUUAGUGGAUAGUAAGUUCAUGAAUUAUUUAGCUGAGUCACAGAUAUUAAUGAUUGAAAUGUAUUUUAUUAUUGAGAAAAUAUUUUAAACAAGUAUGUAGAGAAUUUUCAAGGUGUUUCUUGAAAUGAUAGAUAACAUUAAUUCAUUUGGACAAAAUAUCUAUUCAAGUAAAAAAUUUAUAUUAGUUCCAUUUUUUAUUUGGUUUCGAUUACUUACAUUGUGAUGUGUUCACUAAUUAUUUAUCAAUUGUGCUUUGAUGUGAUGUAAAAUGUAAUACAUAUUUUGCUGUGUGGCUUUUCACUUAUAUUUGUAUAUUUUUUCCAAACCAAUUCAGUUGAACUGAAUUAUUUAAGUAUAUCUCAAGUUAACUUAACAUAUUUUAUUAUACAUCUUCAUAUAUUUUCAGGUAAAGAUUGAACUGUUUUCUAUGUAGUGCCAUAAAAAAUUCAGAAGGCGUACAUGAGGCGUACAUGAUUAUGUAGUGUUUGUAACAAAAUUGUUGCCAAAUCAAAAAAUACAUAAUUUUAUUUAAAGUGAUAGUCCAUCCUAAACAUACAGCAAUAAUGCGAUGUUUUUUGUUACAUAAAUGUUAUCACAAGUCUCACUUCCACCUCUUAUAUUGUAUUCGCAAUUUCGCAUAUAAAGUGUAUUACUUAGAUAAAGGGCAUUUUCAGAAAAUUUGGAAAUUCAGAGCAAUUAAAAUAAAAUCUGAAUUUAACGUAUUUUGUUUCAGGAUUUACAAUAUCUCAUUGAACAGGAAACAAUUUUUCAGUGAUCAAUAUAUUAAUGAAAAAUUUCUAUAAACUCGAUAUAUAGUUGGGUGCUAUCAUUUUUAAGAUUUUAUUUAUGUAUGUUUUGUAAUCAUUUGAGCACUUAUUUUUUUACGCACCAUCUGUUCUAAGUGACGAUGAGUUUAAAUAUGUAUACAUAUAACAUAAUUGUAUGUAUAACGCCAAAGAUUUGUGAAUUUUUUUCAUAAUGAACGUUUAAACAAAAUUAAAGGAAAAAUACGCCUUUUUAUCUGUUCAUUUACUAUAUCACUCACUUUCUUCUAUAUAUAAAUUUUUCCUAUAAUUUUGACAAAAUUUCCAUCCAUAACAAUGUGAUUUCUUUUUAUUUUUUAAAUUGAUAUUAUAAUUUUGUUAAGAUUGAUUAAAAAUUAUAUUGCAAUAAAUUUACGUAAAUGAUAUAGACUGUUAUGUUUUGUAUAUACAAUGACUAUGUUGUUUUAAAAUAUAUCAUUUUGGUAUU